This is a messenger RNA of Tuber melanosporum (Perigord truffle), 255 nucleotides long. RefSeq lists its product as uncharacterized. Bases 1 to 255 code for a protein of 84 amino acids. Gene Ontology annotation, cellular component: U2 snRNP; precatalytic spliceosome. Gene Ontology annotation, biological process: mRNA splicing, via spliceosome. Lineage: Eukaryota; Fungi; Ascomycota; Pezizomycetes; Pezizales; Tuberaceae. The transcript is spliced from 3 exons. The record is from RefSeq and is a predicted model, not a curated record.
AUGGCCGACAAACUCCGCGCGACCCAACAACUAGAGCAACUCCAAGCCCGCUACGUCGGUACCGGCCACGCCGACACCACAAAAUUCGAAUGGGUUUCAAACGUGCAUAGAGAUACCUAUGCGAGUUAUAUCGGACAUCCGCCGUUGCUGGAAUACAUGAGUGUUGCGACGGGCGAGCCGAUGGCGAAAAUGAGGACGAAGUUUAUCGAGAAAAUGAUUCAGCCGGUUGGAAAGCCACCGGAGAAGGAGGAUUAG